Xyrichtys novacula (pearly razorfish) is the source of this 3352-nucleotide messenger RNA. The record is from the annotation of a GenBank genome assembly. Lineage: Eukaryota; Metazoa; Chordata; Actinopteri; Labriformes; Labridae.
AUGACGGACCGGGAGGAGCGCCGCUUCGCUGAGGUCUCCCGGGACUCAGUCAAACUCAUGGCCGAGAGCGCAGGCGUGGAGCUGGGGGACGAUGUGGCCGCUCUGCUGGCUGAGGAUGUGUGCUACCGGCUCAGAGAGGCUGCUCAGGUCAGUACUGGACAGGUAAGGAACAUGGGAAUGUGUUUCCAGACAUGUAGUAUUGACUCUGCUUUUUUGGACCCUCACAGAGCAGCUCUCAGUUUAUGAGACACGCCAAGAGGAGGAAGCUGACAGUGGAGGACUUCAACAGAGCUCUGCGUUGGAGCAACGUGGAGGUCAGAACUGUGUGAUGGACUUUCUGUUCUGACACUAGAGCAGUAUUCUAACUAUCAACUUCCUUUCAUUUCCCAUAGGCGAUCUGUGGUUACGGGGCUCAGGAUGCUCUUCCUUUCCGCUCGGUGAAAGAAGGGGAGCUGUUCUUUGUGGAGGACCGGGACAUUAACCUGGUGGAGCUCGCUCUGGCCACAAACAUCCCAAAAGGAUGUGCGGAGACCAUGGUGCGAGGUGAGAGUCUCUGCACCGUCAGGAGCUGAUGUUUCAUAAAUCAGGAGGUUUAUUUGAGUACUUAUCAUGCUUUUCUUCUUUUUUUAGUCAACGUGUCGUACCUGGAUGGCAAAGGGAACCUGGAGCCUCAGGGAACAGGUGAGACUCAGACAUGUGAUGGUUACUAAAAUCAACACAGAGAUGCUUGUUUUAUCGUUUUAUUUUCAAGUAAAUCAGCCGUUUCUUCAGUUUGUGCACAACAUUCAUUAAGGGUUUAAUUUACCGUACUCUAAAUCUUACACUAUUUUCUUCAUUAAUCAACCUUUUUCUGUUUCCUUCCUCCUCUAAUUUUGAGAUUGGAGAAAGUAUUUAAAGGUUUCUGAUCUGUUUGUGUCCUCGUCUCAGUUCCCUCGGCUGUACAGACGCUCUCAGACGACCUGCUGAAAUAUUACCAGCAGAUCACUCGAGCCAUCCUGGGAGAGGACCCUCACCUGAUGAAGGUAAACCCCUGCUGAACACAGACAGGUGCUCUCUGGAGGAUAAACAGCUACUUUCUGUAACAUUUACGAUGUGUGUGUGUGUGUGUUUCAGGUGGCUCUGCUGGACCUGCAAUCCAACUCCAAGAUCGCCGCUCUGCUGCCGUACUUUGUUUAUGUCAUCAGCGGGGUACGUUAGGUUUUAAUACCUAAGGGGUAUUAAAAAUGAGGUUGUAUUGUUCCCCUGUGUCUGCCGUUUCUAAACCGGCUUGUCAUCUCUCUGAUCAGGUGAAGUCUGUGAGCCACGACCUGGAGCAGCUGAACAGACUCCUCCACAUGGUGAAGAGUCUGGUCCAGAAUCCGUACCUGUACCUGGGCUCGUAUGUGCGCAGCCUGGUGUCCAGUGUGAUGUACUGCAUCUUGGAGCCGCUGGCCGCCUCCAUCAACCCGCUCAACGACCACUGGACGCUCCGGGACUACGCCGCCCUGCUGCUCAGCCACAUCUUCUGGUCAGGAUCAAAACCGCAGACUCAGUUUGUUUGAACAGACGAUGUUACCAUGACGAUUUGAGAUUAUCUUCAGCUUUUUUCCUUGUCCUCAACCAUUGUAGCUUCUCUAAAUGUUAUAUAUCUGCCUCCAGGACUCAUGGUGAUCUGGUGAGCGGUCUCUACCAUCAGAUCCUGUUGUCGCUCCAGAAGGUUCUGUCAGACCCGGUGAGGCCGCUUUGUUCCCACUAUGGCGCCGUGGUUGGGCUGCACGCUCUAGGGUGGAAGGUGUGUUCACUGUUCAUGGAAAGAUGUUUCAUGUCUCUGCAGCACAUAAAACAACAUAACCUGUGAAAUACUUUGUAAAUUUGGGCUUUAUUUUUGUGCAUUUGUCAGUUUUUCAUCAAACAAACAUAAACUCUGUGAAAGAACAAACUCCUCAUGGUGCGAAGUUUGUGUUUUCAGGCCGUCGAGAGAGUCCUCUUCCCUCACCUUCCUGCAUACUGGGCCAACCUUCAGGCGGUUCUGGACGAUUACUCGGUUUCUAACGGUCAGGUCAAAGCGGACGGACACAAAGUCUACGGAGCCAUCCUGGUUAGUGCUGCAGAGACAGAAGACUCAUGUUACUCAGACACGUCUGCUCUGAAAUGAUCUUUUCUACAGUCUGUGUUUUUAAACUGCUGUUGUCACAUGAUGAACUCCGAAAAUCCGUUUUCCUCUGGGCUGUAAAACAGUGAGACGGUUCAGCACCACAGACUGUUUCAGAGCAGAGAGGAAGGAUUCAGAGGAGAUAUGGUACGAUACGAUCAAUAUGGACGCUCUUUCUAACCCUGUCAACUGUCCUGCAGGUGGCGGUGGAGCGUCUCCUGAAGAUGAAGGCGCUCUCACUGUCUCAGCCAGCUGAGGGGGGGGCAGGGGGUCAGCCGGGCUCUGUUGGAGGGGGUCUGGGUUACAGGGUUAGCUCCCCUGGCCUCAGCCCCCCUCCAGAGCCCCUCUCAGAGGCGGCCCUCGGCAUUGCCAGCCACCUGCAGGCGGGUGGGGCCGGCUGUCCCUGGGAGGAGUGGACCCCUGUCCCCCUCCCUGACAUGUACAAGGAGCUCUACUCCUUCUUCGGGGACAGUCUGGCGGUCCGCUUCAGUACGGGACCCGGGUUUGGCUGUUACCCUCCUUGUACCCCCUCCCUGCCCAAUGAAGCAAGGAAGGAGCCUCCGGGCCCAGCCUCCAACCCGGAAACCACCAGGAAGAUGCCGCAGCUGACUGCUAACCUCAACAUCAGCCCCAGGCAGGAUGGGAGUCCUCGUACAGACCCGCCCCCGCCCAGCCUGGCUGCCACAGGAAGGUAAAAGACUUGAAUCUGAAAACCAACUUCUUUAUUAAAACAUUUUCAAUUUAAAAUUAAUCAAAACCUGCAAAAAGAAAUUAAAAAUCCUGAAUAUUAAGGGUCAUGUCUACCAACCCUCUGGUUAAAACAACAAAAACUUAAUCUUGAAUCGGUUUCUCGGCUCUUCCUCCCUCAGGUCCUUGGCUCGGUCCUCCUCCUCCUCUUCCUCCUCCUCCAUGCAGCGCUCCAGGUCUUCCUCCUCCCGCUCUGGUCAGCGUUCAGCAGGUCUGUCCAGAGACGUUUUCCCCAAAUCUCGCUUCACCUCCCCUCAGACAGGACCUCCGGUGUUCUCCUUCCUUAUUGGCGGACGGCAGAUGGGACGCCGCUGUCAGGGGCGGCGGCCUUUCCAGACAACUUUCCUCCCGACCCCGCCUCUCUCUGCUGUCCCACCUCGUGCCUACGCCCAUAAACUGCCCGUCAUCGGCAGGGUGGGCAAACCUGUCCGCCGCUGGGCGUGCUCACAUUACUCCCUUUACCUUCCUCUGUAG